GCAGACACACCAUCAGGCGGUGCAUUCUCAACCGGGGACUAGUUUCCAGUCCUGCACUUGGGUCUGAGUAAACAGCACCGCCCCGAUGGUUGUUUGUUUUAAGUGUGGAGCGAUCCAUCGCAGCGCGCCGGGCUCGAUUGACACUGUCUGCUGAUCUGCUGCUGCGGAUUGCUCAGAAUAACAAGGGCUGCUCGCUAAUUCCCGUCCACCGGGGCUUCACCGAAACACCGAGAGAGUCGGGUCCUCCAAAAAAAAAAAGAAAAAGAAAAAGAAGGGCCAACAAGGCAGAGGCGAGAGACCGCCGCGCCGCCGGAGUCCGCACCCCAGAAUGGCUUCGGGAGACCUUUACGAGGUGGAGCGGAUCGUGGACAAAAGGCGGAACAAGAAGGGUAAGUGGGAGUACCUGAUCAGGUGGAAAGGUUAUGGAAGUAAGGAAGACACAUGGGAGCCCGAGCACCACUUACUGCACUGCGAGGAAUUCAUUGACCAGUUCAACAGCUUGAGACUGCACUCACACAGACGGCCCAAAGCUCCGAAAAGUCGCGGAGAGACCCUCAUCACCAGCCACCCAUCUGCUGCAGAAAACAGAGCUCGGUCAGACGCUCGAAAAAAGAAAAGGACUGGUGGCCCAGCUGCGGGGGUCGGAGUAGGACCUCUUUUAGGGAUUGGAAGUGGAGGGUCAGGGCCUUCUCUGAAGCAAAGGAAGAUGAGUGUAGGACCUGUAAAACAUACUUUAGGCGACAGAAUGAGCAAAGCCAUGACCUACAAGGCUCCUGUACCAAGGGGGGCUCACUUUGUUCCCCCAGUGAGGGUUCCUCAUAAUGGACUCCAGAAUGGAGACUUGGAGCCUCUCGUGUACAGGACAGCAGCAAGGUCACAUAGACCAACAGACAAAGUGGAUGGAGAACAAGACACGGAUACCACUGGACAGCAGUACACCACUGAACUAGGCUGCCCUCUUGCAAACGGAAAGAUGCAUCUGCACAGCUCAGUAAAGCGGAAGCUGGCUGACGAGAAAGGCUACGUGUUCGACAAGCGGCUCAGGUACAACGUGCGACAGAACGAGAGCAGCUGUCGCUUCCGAGACAUUGUGGUCAGGAAGGAGGAGGGGUUCACACAUGUCCUGCUCUCCAGCCAGACGACGGACAACAACGCCCUGACGCCAGAGAUCAUGAAGGAAGUGUGUCGAGCUCUGGGAAAUGCAGCCGCGGACGACAGUAAGUUAUUACUGCUCAGCUCCGUGGGAACAGUUUUCUGCAGUGGUCUGGAGCUGUCCUACCUGAUAGGGCGUCUGUCCACUGACCGCAGGAAAGAGAGCAGCCGUAUCGCAGAUGCUGUGCGGGACUUUGUGUUGGCAUUCAUCCAUUUCAAGAAGCCUAUUGUGGUGGCUAUAAACGGGCCGGCUCUCGGCUUAGGAGCUUCCAUCCUGCCACUGUGUGAUGUGGUGUGGGCCAGUGAGAGGGCCUGGUUCCAAACUCCAUGUGCAGCGCUCCAUCUCACCCCCUCUGGAUGCUCCUCUUACACCUUCCCCCAGAUCCUGGGUGUAGCUCUGGCCAACGAGAUGCUGUUCUGUGGAAGGAAACUCACAGCACAAGAAGCGUGCAGUCGAGGUCUCGUGUCACAGGUCUUUUGGCCAACCACAUUUAACCAAGAGGUGAUGCUGCGUGUGAAGGAAAUGGCGUCAUGCAAUGCAGUGGUUUUAGAAGAGUCCAAAUGCCUGAUGAGGAGUAUCCUCAUGUCGCUCAUGGAGGAAGUGAAUGAGAAAGAGUGUCAGAUGCUGAGGCAGCUGUGGUGUUCAACCAAAGGACUUGAGGCCCUCUUCAGCUAUCUGCAGAACAAGGCAUAUGAGAAGUAAUCAUCCCCACCCAGGAAAUCAGAGAUGGUCCGGCCGACCCUACCUACAGAGGGACAUUCAGGAUGAGAUCUUAAACUAAAGGAGAAGUUUUGUGAUGGUCCUUUGUUUCCAUCCAUCAGCAGAGGCGAUACACUGGAGUUCUGUUUGCUUACAUCGCAAACAACAAAAAGAAUAUCUUCAUCCAACCUUUUUAUUGGAACCACAACCGUCCAGAUGUUUCUCCCCUUAUUUUAGAUAGUCAAAGAGCAAAGGGCCAAACGUGUUUAGCUGAAAUGUAUUGAGGAACAGAGUGUUUCUGCACCUAUACGAAACUUAAUUGUCAGGAUGUACAAAAUCAGUUUACGUCUGAAAGCACAUGAUUAAUUUAAUGUUAAUAUAUAUUAAUAUAUUUAUUUCAGAUAGAACAGUUGCUUUCUGUAUAUAAGAUACAGGUUUCAGGAUUUUCUUUUACUCGGUUAUUGUUUUGACUUGAAGUGUAAAAACCAAAGUUGGCAUGAGGACAGUUUCUUGCUCCUUAACAUUCACAUUCCAUCCGCUCUGCAUGGACGAAGAAAACGAAUAGAAAACUCAUACAUACUCAUUUUCAGAUUCACAGACCACUUAAAGAAAGUUGAUAUACAUUUUUUGGGAUGGAUGAUACUUGCACCCAGCUGUCCAGAGCCAUCAAUGCUAUUGUACCCAGUUUUGGACUGAAUUGGACCACUUCAAGAGUGCUUCAGCAGUGGGGGGGAGUCUCUGGCAGAGAGGCUUUCUGACAUGUGGUUAACUAGUGUAAAAGGUUUAUUUCUACCCAAACCAUGAUCGGUUUCUUGAACCUGACCAACUAUUUUUGUUGCCUUAACUCUAAAAAUCAUAAUAUAUUUGAAAAUAAUCAUGACUGCUGCUCCCUUAAUUAUGAAAUGAUAUUAAAAAGGUGAAAGAAAGCAGACAUAACAACAGAUGUAACCUAUUUUUUUAGUAUUUCAAUCGUGCGUUCACACACUAGACAAGUCCAAUCAAGACACAGGACCUCAACAAAUGAUCUCUGUGUAGAAAUCACAGAGACGACAUGAUGGAAUGUGACUUCAGAAUAAAAACCAACAUUCCGACUGUCCACCUGGUACGGGGAAAUUCUUAUUUAUGGUGUUGGAAGCCAUUUUUUUCCUGAUCUAAAUACAAGCACGCAACAUCUAGCCUGUCAACUCUGAUUGGCUAUUGCUGAUUUCUGCUCACUCGCCAAAUCGUUCUUCCUUUCAUACUACACGAGUAUCAAACAUGAAUCGGUUGGAUAUUGCUCUGGUGUGCAACAGGCACAAGUCGACUUAGUAUGAAGAUGAGUCAAUAUCAAGUUUUGAGUCCACACAGAAGACCUGUGGUGAAAGUCCUCCUGUGUGAAAGUCCUGCAUCAUGGCCUUCUCUGCUUAGACAUGUUCACAACAACACAGCAUCUCUAGAGGAAAUCAGGUGAGUGGUGGUGCAGCCGACAGAGGCAGGAUGUAACAUGUCACGUGUUUUUGUUUACAGAACAUCAACACUGGCAUCAGCCCUUAAACUCUCUUGACAUCUCAGUUGUUUCUUUCUACAUGUAUACCAUAUAUCAUCUGGAGAUAUUUAAUUUCUUUUCUUUUUUUUUGUGUCUGUCACGUGUUCAUCUACACCCCCACACAUUGGCUCUUUUUCACAAGGUGGCCGGCCAGAGAAACUCCUGAGAGAGUCCGGAGCUUCUCACUCGUCCUCAUGAUGUUCUGCAGAGUUCAGUGCAUGUCUGAAAGCAGCUAUACUAGUGAGGAUAUCCUCAACGUUCAUCUGUAUGAUGUUAUUUUCAGCUACAAUAAAAUAUAUUCUAUAUAUAUGGGUUUAAUAUAACUUAUUUAUACAAAUAAAAUCUCAUUGAAGUCAGGAUUUUUCCUUCAAAGGAAAUGCUUCUUUUUUUCUUUUUUUGUUCAAGUCAGAGGAAUUGGAGAACACUGGACGUCUAAUGUAGAUGCUACACGUGCAUGUACAAAAUGUCCGCUUUUAUUUGGCUUUUGGGUUUGAGUUUAAAACCACUUUAUGAUUAAAUGAAUAAGGGUCACGUUUCACAUGGAAGGAUUAGCAAUGAGUUGUAUCCCAUUUGUUUGAGCUCCAUAUAGUAGCCUCGCAUGUGGAACGGUGGUGGUUCAUACACACAACAUGGCUUCCAGUUAUCAAUGCAGAUGGUGAUUGUGUGAAAUGGGAUUUGAAAUCACUUUGACAUCACCUGAUGCUUCUCGCUCUGUGGUCUCGUGCUCACGUCAUGAUUACACUAAUCGUUAGUGAUCAAUAUUGUGACAAUGCAACAGUUGUGUACCUGGAGUCAACUUUGUCCUUGUAUCUGCAUGUGUUGAGUUGAGAUUUGAAUCAAUUUUAUAUUUUAAUGUAAACUAUAGUUAGGAUCUAUUUUGUUUUACCCUCCGAAAAAGAUGUUGGUCUGUGAAAUGUUUUGUAAAAAACUGAAGAUAUUUGUCAAUAUUUGCAGUUGUACACAUGCAGUAAAGAAGAAUAUAGAGAUAAUAUGUUGACUGUUAUGUGGAACACAGUGCAUGUAAUAUACUGUACAUAUACGAAUGCGUUGCCUGUGUGAAUGCCUUGUGUGUCAGGGUAUAUUUUGUACCAGCAAUGUAAGUAUUGUUAGAAAUGUUGCAGUUUAUUUUUGUAUUUAUUUGAGAUAAGUGUGGAUGUGCAGUGCCAUGUGGUUUCCUUUGCUCCGGAGGCACCCCCCCCCCCCCCCACCACGCUCAUCUAAACUAUCUUAUAAACACUUUGAUGAAAUAAUGGGUCAGGAAAAUAAUUUAUACAUAUUUAAUAUCAAAGCAAACACUGUUGUCACUUGAAUGUUAUACUUUUAAUUUGACAUUAAAUAAUUUUCUGUAAAUUACUGAGGUCAGAUAAUGUAAUAUUUGAGCUUGUGCUUUAAUGAGCUGCUGUGAGUAUAAAGGAUUGUUUCAAGCAUAAAAUACUCCAAGAGGUUGUUAAAUCAUUUUCAGCUUAUUGAUUGCAGAAGAUAAUUACUUGUAGUUUUUAAUUUAUUAAAUAACCAAAAUAUAUCUUUAUCCUUUCAUACUUACUUGCCAGAUACAUAAUCACCUUCACUGAUUCAGUUCAUACACUCAAAACUGCCACAGGAGCAACUUUGCAGGUUUUUGACCAGAUUUGUCGUUCUUCUGUAAUAAUCAAUUAAAUUCCAACAUUCACAUCCUCAGCCAUGUCCCUGAUCUGAUGAAACUGAGCCUCUCUUACUUGGCUUCAUGGUCCCAAGGAGAGGACAGAAGGACCUGUGUAAUGUGGCCACUUUAACGCAUCAGUGACUGCAAAUCACUCAGGUCUGCAGGCUGUUAAUCUCCCCGAUCCUUCAGAUUAAUGUAUAUUUAUUAAUUUAAAUUUGUAAUACACUAUGAAAGACACCUGAGAUAGAAAAUACAAUAGGUAAAAACUAUUUCGAACUAUCUAAAUUUCCACCUCAUGUUUGACCGUUUGUGUGAAAAUGGAAUUAAACGUAACUUAGCUACAACAGAAAAAACCUAUGACUAAAUGUACUCCUGUUUGCAUCCUUAUUUGUGACAAAUUAUACUAUUUCUGUCAGGUUUCCUUUUUUUUUUGUCUUUAACAACCACAUUACUUUAAGUUGACUCAUAUAUGCGUUUGUCUUCCUCAUCAAAGCACAUCUUUGGGGUGCCUUGCAAUCCAAAUGUCUGUCAAAGACUGAUCCAUACUUUGUGAUGGGUAGAGUGAGCUGCUUCCAAUAAAGAAACAGUACUUUCA
Molecule: messenger RNA, 5614 nt
Organism: Platichthys flesus (European flounder)
Lineage: Eukaryota; Metazoa; Chordata; Actinopteri; Pleuronectiformes; Pleuronectidae
Product: chromodomain Y-like protein 2
Exons: 7
Coding region: 329-1855 (508 amino acids)
Cellular component (GO): nucleus
Molecular function (GO): transcription corepressor activity
Source: RefSeq, a predicted model, not a curated record